AUGCGGGACACCAUCGACGUGGCAACAGAGAGACACUCUCGUUGGCAGAGCGGUUUGAAACGUUUUGCCGAGCUCACACGGGAAACCGAUGAAAAAGGAGAGCGCAAUAGCUUUUAUCACCGCAAACGGUUUGGACCCAUUGGCAAAUUUACAGUAAGCAUGAACGCUGAGUGUCACGAUAUUUUUGGAAACAACGGUAAUGGACAUGUUUGUAAUGCGAUUGCAGGAGAUGGCGGCGCAUUCAGAGAUAAACCAGGCCAGACUAUUAUCAUAGCACUAGAAGGACUAGAGCAUUUCAGUCGCGCACGGAUUAGAAGGAUUAAGCAGCGUUCCGCUUGGCGCGGAUCACGGCGAGUCGAUGGUCGGAAAUCGCAACUUUGA
This is a messenger RNA of Trypanosoma theileri, 381 nucleotides long. RefSeq lists its product as uncharacterized. The record is from RefSeq and is a predicted model, not a curated record. NCBI's taxonomy places the organism in Eukaryota, Euglenozoa, Kinetoplastea, Trypanosomatida, Trypanosomatidae. The coding region runs from base 1 to 381 and encodes 126 amino acids. The transcript has a single exon.